CACCGCUCACACCUUGUUGCUCUUGCCAUACAAUGCUGUCUCGCUCCCGCGGAGAACAUCAUUAUAGAGUCGAAUGGCGAGAGCUGCGCAGCGUAGGAGCUAUAAACUACGUUUUUCGUGUGUUUCCCUCUUGAAGAUAAUUAAAAUUUAAUUAUUUGACUUAUUAUUAAGUUUUGUGCCCCCGCUGUUGGCAUCGCAGUGUUGUUGUUUCCCCCGUUUGUGCAUGGAGCAAAGCGAGAAACGUAACAAUAGAACGCAAUCAACGCAAGAAAAUCGGAUGUGGCUGCGAUGUGAGUGUGUGUAUCUCUGAAAUGGGAAAAGUGUGUGCGUGUGUGUGUAUUCGAGGAAAGUUACCGCUCCCCCCAGCCCGCAAAAUUACAUACAUAGGCUCCCCCAACCCACCGCCACUGCUGCUAACCCGCAGUCGCAGUCGCUGUCGACGUCGGCGGAGCAUCUUCAUCUUCAUCCGCAUCUGAACCCAACUCCCUUGUACACUUGAGUUACCGCUUAACUUCGAUUCCAAACGUCGCCGCAUCCACUUCUCACUGCCUACAUCUUCUGCUGCUGCUGUUGCUGCUGCAUGCAAAUAGCAACUUGUUUCGCUCGCACAAUUAAUAUUUGUUUACCGUUUACCGUUCGGUUUGCAUUGCAUGCGCGUGUGUUUGUGCGGGAGCGGCUGAGCUGUGUCGGAGUGUGUGAGCCGGCUUAAUGAUAAUUGAAAGCCUGAAAAUAGACAAUGUACACAGACAAGUGGAUACCCUUUAGUAUCAGAAAAUAUGUUACAUGCCACUGGGAUUACUGAGGGGCUUUGUUGAUACCAACCAUUUACGGAGCGUAUCCGUGUACACUAUGCCAGUCCACUAGAUAAACCGCUUCAUGUGCUCCUUCAACUGGCAAACGAAGAUUGUCGGGCAAUCCCAGUUGUCGGCAGUAAGACCCAUGUGAAAUGCCUUAUGAAAAAUUCAACAAAAAGCGCCGACAAUGGGAGGAUAGUGGUGUUCUAGAGCUGAUCAAACUAUGGAAAGUCUGCGCCUAUGAGCUGCGCACCAUUAAACGCAAUGGCCAUCUUUAUGUGGCAAUGGCCAAGCAGCUAACCUCGCUGGGCGUCCCUGUAACCGCACUCGAGGUUCACUUCAAAGUCAACAAUCUUACGCAGCGCUACCGACAGGAGCAGAAGACUCUCGAGACCACAGGCAUCAUCAGCACCUGGAAGUUCUACAGUCAAGUGGAUGAUGUGUUUAAGAGUCUGGCCGGACACACCGGUUACAAAGACAAACGCAUGACAAGUGCGUCCAAUACGAGCAGUUUACCAUCUACAUCCGAGUCACCAGUUUGGAAAAAUCCAAUGUCUCAACAAGAGUUUAAUAGUAACAACACGGAGGGGUUCUAUAAGACCGAGUACGGCAUGCACCGGCACUUUAUGGACCACUCCCAGCCACCACCCAAUGCCGGCAGCGUGGACAACUUCAUGGCCUCCUCGGUGGCCGUGGCGGCGGUGGCUGCCGCUGCCUCGGCCCGCCUUGCAGAUAACAACAUGGAUCAGCAAAUGAACACGGCUGCCGGAGGAAGCGGCGCCAGUGGUGGUGGCGGCGGCAACACCAAUGGAGGCGUGGCCAACUACCAGAAGAUCAAGAAGUCACACGAGGACUACGACAAGUUCGUGGACAUUGUGAAGAACAUCGUGGAUACGCACAAGAGCACUCCGGAUAAGGUGGACACGUUCGGCGACUUCAUCAAAUCGUACAUGAAGCGCUGGCCGGAGCGGCUACAGGACGAGGCGAUUAACCACAUCACCAACUACGUGAUCGUGAAGAACAUGGAGCACAGCAUGGUCAGCAGCCACAACCCCGAGGGGGUGAACAACCGACAAUAACAAUACAAGCAGGAGCCCAACAACUGAAUGAGUUGUUGGACGACGCAGCUCCAGGAAU
Molecule: messenger RNA, 1931 nt
Organism: Drosophila erecta
Lineage: Eukaryota; Metazoa; Arthropoda; Insecta; Diptera; Drosophilidae
Exons: 5
Coding region: 947-1873 (308 amino acids)
Biological process (GO): positive regulation of DNA-templated transcription
Cellular component (GO): nuclear body
Source: RefSeq, a predicted model, not a curated record